This is a messenger RNA of Penicillium brevicompactum, 1200 nucleotides long. Its product is annotated as glycoside hydrolase family 18 protein. NCBI's taxonomy places the organism in Eukaryota, Fungi, Ascomycota, Eurotiomycetes, Eurotiales, Aspergillaceae. The transcript is spliced from 7 exons. The record is from RefSeq and is a predicted model, not a curated record. Gene Ontology annotation, molecular function: chitin binding; chitinase activity. Bases 1 to 1200 code for a protein of 399 amino acids. Gene Ontology annotation, cellular component: extracellular region. Gene Ontology annotation, biological process: chitin catabolic process; carbohydrate metabolic process.
AUGUCUGAAAUGAGAUCUGUCGCCUACUUUGUGAACUGGGCGAUCUAUGGUCGCAACUACAAUCCGCAGGAUUUACCAGCGGGGAAAUUGACCCAUAUCCUGUACUCGUUUGCCAAUGUCCGCCCGGAGAGCGGCGAAGUCUACCUGACCGACACUUGGUCCGACAUUGAGAAGCACUACCCAACUGACUCUUGGAAUGAUGUGGGCACCAAUGUGUAUGGAUGUGCCAAGCAGCUAUUCCUUCUCAAGAAGCAAAAUCGCAAGCUGAAGGUUUUGCUGUCGAUUGGCGGUUGGACAUAUUCCGCCAAUUUUGCCCAGCCUGCGAGCACCGACGAGGGUCGUACCGAGUUUGCCGAAUCAGCAACCCGUCUGAUUCUAGAUCUCGGAUUCGAUGGCCUCGAUAUCGAUUGGGAAUACCCUAAAGAUGAAAAUGAGGCCGAGAAUCUUGUUCUUUUGCUUCAGAAAUGUCGUGAGGUCCUGGACAGAGAGGCUGGACCCGAUCGCCAUUUCUACCUGACGAUCGCUUGCCCUGCUGGGCCCAGCAACUACGAAAAGAUGAAGUUUCAAGAAAUGACCCCGCUUCUGGACUUUUACAACCUGAUGGCCUAUGAUUUUGCCGGAAGCUGGGACGCCAAUGCUGGUCACCAGGCAAACCUCGUUCCCUCGAGCUCUAACCCUGCGUCCACGCCAUUCUCCACCGAUGCCGCUCUGAACUACUACAUCAACGUCGGGGGCGUGCCGCCAUCCAAAAUCGUCAUGGGCAUGCCGCUAUACGGACGUGCCUUCGAGAACACCGAUGGACCUGGUGCCCCAUUCUCGGGAGUCGGUCAAGGCAGUUGGGAGAAUGGAGUGUGGGACUACAAGGCGCUACCAAGACCUGGAGCGGAAGAGCAGUUUGAUGAGGAAUCUGGCGCUUCAUGGUGUUAUGACGGUAGCUCGCGCACAAUGGUUUCUUACGACACUCCCUAUAUGGCGCGGCUGAAAGCAGACUACAUCCGCCAGCGUGGGCUGGGUGGUGGCAUGUGGUGGGAAAGCAGUGGCGACAAGGGAGGCCGAGAAGCCAAUGCGGCCGAUGGCAGUCUGAUCGGUAUUUUUGUCGACGGCAUCGGUGGCGAGGAUGCCCUAGAUCAGACGGAGAACGCCCUGAGUUACCCGGAGAGCAAAUAUGCCAAUGUUCAGUCCGGUUUCCCGGACCAGUAG